Molecule: messenger RNA, 1125 nt
Organism: Cylicocyclus nassatus
Lineage: Eukaryota; Metazoa; Nematoda; Chromadorea; Rhabditida; Strongylidae
Source: the annotation of a GenBank genome assembly
CAUUACUUUCAGGUUCAGUAUGCCUCCUCCACCUGGUGAACACUAUUCUUUGGAUGAAUUUGUGAAGCUGGACAAAAUUGGUGAAGGCACCUAUGGAGUUGUCUACAAAGGCAAACAUAAGAAGACCAACAAACUUGUGGCCAUGAAAAAAAUUCGUCUGGAAGGCGAAGAUGAGGGAGUACCAUCAACCGCGAUCCGAGAGAUAUCUCUUCUGAGAGAACUCAAACACCCAAAUGUUGUGGGACUCGAAGACGUCAUCAUGCAGGAAAAUCGACUCUACCUCAUAUUUGAGUUUCUGUCGAUGGAUCUCAAAAGAUAUCUCGAUCAGCUUCCCGCUGAUAAACGUCUCCCACCUGCCGAAUGUAAAAGCUACAUGUUCCAGAUCUGUCAAGCAAUCUGCUUCGCUCACCAGCGUCGUGUUAUCCAUCGUGAUUUGAAACCACAAAAUCUCUUGGUGGACGGAAAAGGAGCGAUAAAGCUGGCUGAUUUUGGACUGGCAAGGGCAAUAGGAAUUCCAGUUAGGGUGUACACACAUGAGGUUGUAACGCUCUGGUAUCGUGCUCCGGAAAUUCUCCUUGGAACUCAGCGCUAUUCAAUGGGUGUGGAUAUGUGGUCAAUUGGUUGCAUCUUCGCAGAGAUGGCUACCAAAAAGCCGCUGUUCCAGGGUGACUCAGAAAUCGACGAGCUCUUCCGCCUUUUCAGGAUUUUGGGGACACCGACUGAAGCAGAAUGGCCUGGAGUUAGUCAACUGCCUGAUUACAAACCAACUUUCCCAAAAUGGAGGGGUAACUCGUUGACCGAAAAAGUGGCCAGCUUCAUGGACCCCGAUGCGAUUGAUCUACUUCAGGCUAUGCUCAUUUAUGAUCCAUCCAAGAGAAUCUCUUCACGUAGGGCGCUACAUCACCGAUACUUUGAUGAUGUAGACACAUCCAAAGUUCCUGCUGGUAAUUAUCGUGGUGAACUAGUGCUGAACUGAAGCACCACGUCUAAAUCAAUCCAUUUCUCGGUUGCUGAAAUUUAUGCACUGCCUCUUGUAUUUAGCGCGAAUUCAUGUAAUUAGCUGCAUUAAUGGAUAUUUUUCUUACCUCAUACCUUUUUCUUAUUUUCCACAGUAAAGGAGUGAUU